AUGCCGUGGCAAGGAACGAAGGUCAGGGUAUACGACGACGCGGCAAUAACCUGGGGGACACUAUCAGUGGACCAGAUAGACGACUACUACAUCACCUUCAAAAUAAGCGGACAAACCUGGAACAUCACCGACGUGAACGCCAGAAACCACAACCCACCUAUCAUAAUCGAAGGCGCAACAGCAAUCAGCGAAACCACCCUCCUAACAAUACCCCGAGUAGAAGAACCCCUGCUGGGCAUACCGUGGUGGAGCUGGAUCCUGGCCCGCGUCAAAGGACUCCUCAACCCCGAAGUCCCCGCGGGACUCUACGAGGGAUGGGCCGUGGAAGGACAUGUCGUGUAG
Molecule: messenger RNA, 342 nt
Organism: Punctularia strigosozonata HHB-11173 SS5
Lineage: Eukaryota; Fungi; Basidiomycota; Agaricomycetes; Corticiales; Punctulariaceae
Exons: 1
Coding region: 1-342 (113 amino acids)
Source: RefSeq, a predicted model, not a curated record